Pteropus alecto (black flying fox) is the source of this 7200-nucleotide messenger RNA. RefSeq names its product seizure related 6 homolog (gene SEZ6). Lineage: Eukaryota; Metazoa; Chordata; Mammalia; Chiroptera; Pteropodidae. Gene Ontology annotation, biological process: regulation of dendrite development; synapse maturation. The transcript is spliced from 15 exons. Bases 108 to 2771 code for a protein of 887 amino acids. Gene Ontology annotation, cellular component: neuronal cell body; dendritic spine; endoplasmic reticulum. The record is from RefSeq and is a predicted model, not a curated record.
UGAAGCUGCUCAACCAUCACCCACUGCUUGAGGAGUUCCUACAAGAAGGGCUGAAGACAGGAGAGGAGGAGCUGAGGCUGGCACUGCCUUUCCAGCCUGACCCACCUAUGCCAUACACCCCAAGUCCCCUUCCCCGCCUGACCAACCAGGACAGCCGCCCCGUCUUCACUAGCCCCACUCCGGCCAUGGUUGCAGCGCCCACUCAGCCCCAGUCCAGGGAAGGACCCUGGAGCCUGGAAUCAGAGCCCCCUGUGCUUCAUACCACAGCUCCCCUACCUUCAGGGCCCAGCAUGGUAGUACCUACCGCAGGCCCAGGGGAAAGGCCCAGUACUACACCCCCUAGCAGAGCAUGGACUCCAACCCAAGAGGGUCCUGGAGACAUGGGCAGGCCGUGGGCUCCAGAGAUCCUAUCCCGGACCGCAGGGCUUGGGAUCGAGAGAACCACUGCGACCUCCACAGCCUCAGGGGAUGAUGAGGAGACCACCACCACCAUCAUCACCACCGCUAUCACCACAAUCCAGCCACCAGGCCCUUGUAGCUGGAAUUUCUCAGGCCCAGAGGGCGUUCUGGACUCCCCCACAGCCCCCAGCUCACCCUCUGAUGUUGGUCUGGACUGUUUCUACUACAUCUCUGUCUAUCCUGGCUACGGUGUGGAAAUCAAGAGAACUGGUCUUGAAGGAGGACUGAUACAGGAUCAAGUAGCCCCCAGCCCCGCCCCCCCUCCCCCCCCCACACACAAUGUUACCCAUUCUCUCUCUGCAGCCUAUCUCCUGAGCUGCCACUUUCCCCGACAUCCAGCUUAUGGAGCUGUGACUGUCACUAGCCUCCACCCAGGAGGCAGCGCCCGCUUCCACUGUGUCACUGGCUACCAGCUGAAGGGUGCCAGGCUCCUCACCUGUCUCAACGCCACCCAGCCCUUCUGGGAUUCCCAGGAACCUGUCUGCAUCGCUGCCUGCGGUGGAGUGAUCCGCAAUGCCACCACUGGCCGCAUAGUCUCUCCAGGCUUCCCGGGCAACUACAGCAACAACCUCACCUGCCACUGGCUGCUUGAGGCUCCUGAGGGCCAGCGGCUGCACUUGCACUUUGAGAAGGUUUCCCUGGCAGAGGAUGACGACAGGCUCAUCAUCCGCAACGGGAACAACGUGGAAGCCCCGCCUGUGUAUGAUUCCUAUGAGGUGGAGUACCUGCCUAUUGAGGGCCUGCUCAGCUCUAGUCGACACUUCUUUGUGGAGCUCAGUACUGACAGCAGUGGGGCAGCUGCAGGCAUGGCCCUGCGCUAUGAGGCCUUCCAGCAGGGCCAUUGCUAUGAGCCCUUUGUCAAAUAUGGCAACUUCAGCAGCAGCGCACCCUCCUACCCUGUGGGUACCACCGUGGAGUUCAGCUGUGACCCUGGCUACACCCUGGAGCAGGGCUCCAUCAUCAUUGAGUGUGUUGACCCCCAUGACCCCCAGUGGAAUGAGACAGAACCAGCCUGCCGAGCUGUGUGCAGUGGGGAGAUCACAGACUCAGCCGGCGUGGUGCUCUCCCCCAACUGGCCAGAGCCCUACGGCCGUGGGCAGGACUGCAUCUGGGGCGUGCAUGUAGAGGAGGACAAGCGCAUCAUGUUGGAUGUCCGAGUGCUGCGCAUAGGCCCUGGUGAUGUACUUACCUUCUAUGAUGGGGAUGACCUGACAGCCCGGGUCCUGGGCCAGUACUCAGGGCCCCGUGGCCACUUCAAGCUCUUUACCUCCAUGGCCGAUGUCACCAUCCAGUUCCAGUCGGACCCUGGGACCUCGGUGCUAGGGUACCAGCAGGGCUUCGUUAUCCACUUCUUUGAGGUGCCCCGCAAUGACACGUGUCCGGAGCUGCCUGAGAUCCCCAAUGGCUGGAAGAGCCCAUCACAGCCUGAGCUGGUACAUGGCACUGUUGUCACUUACCAGUGCUACCCUGGCUACCAGGUGGUGGGAUCCAGUGUUCUCAUGUGCCAGUGGGACCUAACCUGGAGUGAGGACCUGCCCUCCUGCCAGAGGGUGACUUCCUGCCAUGACCCUGGGGAUGUGGAGCACAGCCGACGCCUCAUAUCUAGCCCCAAGUUUCCCGUGGGGGCCACCGUGCAGUAUAUCUGUGACCAGGGUUUUGUGCUAACGGGUAGUGCCAUCCUUACCUGCCAUGACCGCCAAGCCAGCAGCCCCAAGUGGAGCGACCGGGCCCCCAAAUGUCUCUUGGAACAGUUCAAGCCAUGCCAUGGCCUCGGCGCCCCCGAGAAUGGUGCCUGCAGUCCUGAGAAGCGGCUACACCCAGCAGGGGCUACUGUCCACUUCUCAUGUGCCCCUGGCUAUGUGCUGAAGGGCCAAGCCAGCAUCAAGUGUGUGCCCGGACACCCUUCACAUUGGAGUGACCCUCCACCCAUCUGUAGGGCUGCCUCUCUGGAUGGGUUCUACAGCAGCCGCAGCCUGGAUGUUGCCAAGGCGCCUGCUGUGUCCAGCGCCCUGGAUGCUGCCCACAUAGCAGCUGCCAUCUUUCUGCCACUGGUGGCGAUGGCACUCUUGGUGGGAGGUGUGUACCUCUACUUCUCCAGGUUCCAGGGGAAAAGCACCCUGCAGCUUCCCCGAACGCGACCCCGCCCCUACGACCGAAUUACCGUGGAGUCGGCAUUUGACAAUCCAACUUAUGAGACUGGAGUAAGUACCUUUGCCAGUCUUGACACCCUAUCCAGCAUCCAGUUCUAUGCUCCCUUGGGCAGGUACCCUGAGGGUCCUGCCAAGCCCUCUCAUUCUUUCUCUUUUCCUUAGGAAGGUGGAUUAUGGGCUGGCAAACAUUAUACAAGUUUCCAACUCCCAGCAGUCUCUUUCCUUUGCAGGAGAUGAGAGAAUAUGAAGUAUCCAUCUAGGUGGGGGCAGACUGGAGAAGCCAGCUCAGCCCUGCAUCACAGCCCAGCAGCAGAGUUCCCAGCUUCCUGCUGUCCCUCCACCUCCUGUACAUACCACCUGGGAAGAGAUGCCACCAAUCCCUCAAGAAGUUGUGCCCUUCCCCACUUGCAAUCCCCACCAGGGCCUAUGUUCUUGGUAUCACUGCUCACUUAGGGUCCUUCCUUGGGUCCAGGUCAGGGGGCAUCUGCCUCUCAGCAGAACACAGCUGGAGCAUAUGUAUCAAGAACCAGCAUUCUCCUGACCUUCCUUCAUGCCCUGCACCUCCAGCCUGGAAUUCACAGGCAGAGCAGGAGCACCUGCUUCCACUUGACCAACACCCAGCCCUGGCAUGUAGCACCCUGCAGCAGGGUGCUCCUCACAAGGCCAUCACCAGUGGCCAAAACUGCUCUCAACAGUGACCUCUGGGUAGUACUGGCAUGCCAACGUCAGCCCCUAGAGGAGGUCUCUAGUCCUUCUCUAAGGCCCCAGGAAUGGACAGUUCUGCCUCCUGUCCCUUCCUAGUGGAGGCAAUAAUUCUAAGGGAUCCUAAGGGGUUUAGGGACCCUACCCAAGCUCAGGUUGGGCUGCCCUAGGCACUCAUGCUCCACACCAAAGCAGGAAACCCCACUGCUCCCCUGGCAGCCCUAUACCCUGAAGAGAGUGAGACCUUCCUCUGAUGCCAGUCUGGCUGUUACAAACAUCCUUUUUCCCACUAGUCCCUCCUCUAACCCCAAACACUUGCCAGACUUUCCUCCUGGCCACUGUGUUUUGAGAUAAGAGGAGUGGACAGGCAUAUUCUGGAGAGAAGCAGAGGUCCAAGGGUCCAGGAAUUUGGCAUGGAACAGGGGGCCAGAGAGCCCCAGGGAGAGGCCCAGGAGCUGGCUGCAGGCCACUCUGUACAUGUAAUGUAUUAUAUGGAGUCUGGUUUCCAGCCAGAGAAGAAUCUUCUAUUUCGGUUGUUUCCUUAUUAAAAUGGUGUUUUUGAAAAAACCAAGCAAUGGCCAGGUGGAUGCUGCUUUCUUGGAGGGAAGGGAAGUGGGAGAUAAAUGGGAUGCGGACUUCAGGACUUGAAGGCAUGCUUGACCCACAAACUAAUACUCCCCAUAUUUUAUCAAAAACCAGGUAUGUGCAGGUGCUACAGGGAUCACUGUUCCAACAAGGUCAGUGCAACAGAUGGCAGUGAAAUGAGAGGUCCCAAUGGCUGGUGUCACAGGGGUGUAGAAGCCCAGGAACCCAACUGAUCAACCACCCCAAUGCCUCAUUUCCUCCUCUUUGCUAGGUCCAGAACCACAAGCUGACAAACUCCCAAACCCCUUCUCGAUGUAUUGCUGACAAGUCCCAGGAAACCUGACGCACCUCUCCUUCUUUCCCAGCUAGCUCAGAAAAUUGGAAUAGGAAUCUAAGACAACUCCUAAACAUGAGACUCUAGUCUAUCUUGGCCUCAGAGAACAUACAGACUUAGUGUCAGGGACAAUGCAGCAUAGAGGCUUGGCUCCUAUUUUAGCAAAAGCCCUAUUCAUGGACUCUAGAAAGAGGUGGCUGGACAGAAUAUGCGUAAGUUUGCCAAGUGUGGUCCCUCCCAGACCCUUUGCCCCUUCUCGAUGGCCCCCAGUACCUCCUAAGAUGAAACUGCUUGCCCUUGGUCCCCAGCAUGCACAUCCAUGCUCAGCGGUGCAUUCUGCAUGGCUGCUCUCCAGAAUAAGAGCAAGAGGCAGGAAACGGAGUUAUAGGAACUUAGAAGCUAAAAGACAAAAUCCCUGAAGGAAAUAAUAGCAACCAGCAGCUUCUGCUUUUACAGUCUUCCAAUAGGGAGGUCUUAACCACUUAUGGCUGUCCACCUCCUGGAUCUAACACAAGCCACCUUGAGGGGUGGAGAGGCUCCAGUCCAUACAGAGUGCAAUGCCUAGAUUAGCCACAAGAGGUCACUUGUAAAGGCAUCUGUAUCCCACCUGCUCUCUCCCCUCAAUCCCUGAAUAGCUAGGCUGGAGCUCUCCAAGGUGGCACCAACUCCUGGCGCCGCGGGGCUGACCUCACUCUCCAAGUUCAAAGAAGAAGGUGUGUAGAGUGAUUAGUUCCCCUGGCACUUGUCAACAGAGCCAAGUAUUAUUCUCUUCAUUAGCCCAUAGCCUAUUCCUAUUCUCAACUGCAAUUGAUGGUGUUGAUUAAAGUAAAGCCUUGCUCACUAGGCUUGUACCAAUGUCUUACUAUCUGCCCCAUAAUGCCUUUGGGGCAGUAAAAAGGAGGCCAGAAAAAGAGGGCUCAUGAGGUUCCAACUUCUGAGGGCGUGUGGCAUGAAACACAGGAAAGAUGAGGUCUGGCCACUUCCAUAUAUCUAGCUCAGCCCUCCACAUCUCUGGCCCAUAGCCAUUAAGAUUUCUUGUUUCCUGAAGCUGGUAGAGAGCAGACAGCGGCCAGUUAACAUGACAUUUCCCCCACUCCAACCAAACCAAUAAGGCCCACCACCUUAUCAUUCUUCCCAGGCACCAAUGAGAUCAUCAGAAACCUAAGGCCACACACUGACAUCCUUCAUACUAUCCCAAAAGAAGGAGUAGCAGCAGCAACUCCUCACAGGCAGCUUAGACAGUGUUCUGGCCUGGGAAUCAAGAAAUCUGUUUCAUUCCUAGGUCUGCCAUAAAUUGAACUAAGCAAAUCACUGCUCUUCUCUGUGAAUCUGGAAAUGAGAGGAUUAAUACAGGUGGUCUUUGAGCCCUUUUCAGUUUUACACUUCUGAGAAUACUAAGUAUACCUUAACAUCCAAAGUGAGCAAGAAAGAGCUACUCGGUAACAACGCCAACUAAAUGCCUAGUGUCAGGAACAGAGAUGUCAUUUCCUUCUCCACUGCUUCAUCUACAGUCUGGCAGAGAUAACUGGCCAUCUCUAAUGGCGAUAACAAGGGGAGGGGCGAGCGCCGCGGAGGUAGUAAAGCCUCGCCCAGAAUUCAAGAUGAGGCUUUCAGACUACAAGUCCCAGCAUACAGUACUGCAGCUCUCAAAAAUAUCCUAGGCAGGCAAGUCACUCUUCCCCUAGUCCAUCCUACCGUACAGUGCAUCGCACGCAUACGAAACUACGACUCCCCAAAUCCACCAGAUCAUCGCGAUUCUUGCUCCCAGGGUGCAAUGCGCUCCAGGUCGCCCUUUACCCCCGCCCCCUUGAGCGUUGCAAACUGGGAAUUGAAGUCCACUGUAGGCAGGUAACUGGGCGUUGUCAACAUCACAAACUCUUCGCUUUCGGCUUCCUCUUGAAGAACAGUUCUCAGGGACAGAGAUCAAGAGGGUAAUAACAGGCUGGCGAAACUCUGCAGGGUGUCAUCACUACGCAAGGCAGAGAUGUUGAAGCUAAAAUUAACUGUUGGGAACGGGAGGGAAGUGGGAACAGCACCCAUCCAACCCAACAUCAAAAGCACCGUUUUCCGUCGCAAUGGCUUUUCUUUUCUCUUUACCAAUAUGGCGCCUGGUCCAGCCACACCUGACGCUGGAACCAAACAGUCCAUCCAGUACAACACCCCUAAGAGUACUGCUGUCAACGACAGCCUACCAGCUGCAGCCAACACCACACCUUGCUCCUUCCUGUUCUUGCCUGAGGACUCCAAGGACAUGGUAGCCUAUAUCCCAUUACUAAAAUGGCGAAAGAAGAAGCAUUCUUGUUAGGGCCUGCCAAGUGACAAUACGCCUGCGCGAGAGCCGGCUGUGUUGUGGGGCGAGGGAGGAACAUCCUCAACACGCCUGCGCGGGAACAGAGUACUCUCGGUCUAUACACAAACACCAAUGGAUGAAGCGUCCCUAUGUUCCUGCGGCUGCGCUGUGACCUUUAGUAGCUCUCCCAGGCGGCUGCGCGAAGCCUCAGGUCCCGCCCUUUUACCUCAGUACGCUGGCGCAGGGCAGAAAGGCGGGGGCUUCGGUUCUUCAGACGAAUGCCAGCGCGGCUGCGCGCUGGGGGGUACCCCCUCACUGCGGCUGCGCGGGAGCCCGGCCGCCGGCUGUCACUGCGGUUGCGCGCGGCGAGCGGCGAUCCCCGGGCGCCUGCGCGGGUGGCUUUGCGGGCGCUCGCGGUAAGUUUGCGCCAAGUGCGCGGCAGCCGGGACGCAGACGGCGGCGGCGGCGAGAGGCGGAGCCUGGGGACCACCCCCCAUCACCCUCCCCGCAGUCACCUCACGUACCACAACCUCACCUAACCUCUCACCCCCCCUCCGAUCCCCCCAACCCCGGGAUGGCAGCGCCCGCCAGCCUUCCCAGCCGGACCAGCAGUCGCCAGCGCCGGCUUUAGCUUGUGGGACUAGGCCCCGCCGAGGCCUGACCCCCGGAGCCAGGACCCA